AUGGAUAAGGCCAUCGCUGGAGGUCUGAAUGUCACGGAUCAGUCCAAACUGCACGUCCAGUGGUACCAGAACGGAUCGUACUGGGAAACCGUCUCGUACCAGCUUCGCGGAAGCGACAGCGUCGGCAUCAGCAAGGUUUUACUUCUCCAUUCCCCGUCUCCCAUAGCCCUGCUCACACAUCUCCAGGGCGCUUUGGUACACUUCUCCGAAGAACAGGCGAACAAUGACACGGCUCCCACCCUCACGCCGUGGAUCGCCAUGGUCUCUUGUGACCGCAACGCCUCUAACAUGUCGAUGGAGAUCGACAUCUUCACCCUCGCCAGAGAUAAGGGCGCUGUCGGUGCCCUCCUCUACUCCCUCAAUUCUUCCGCAUGCAUCAUCAACGCCGAAUAUGCCGACCCAGAGACUUACGACCAGGUCUUCGACAUCUUCUCGACACAAAGCAAGACCUCUGCGCAUCUGAUCGAGUACCAGUUUGGCCAGAGCGGCGCUAACGAAACUCUAUACGGUUCCUAUGACUCGCAACGCCUGAACGAUUCCUUCAGCGUCAUCAACAACAGUGUCGCGACCGGUACACCGAUGGCCCCAGGAUAUCUCUUUGCGACAUUGCAGGCGUACAACGCAACAGACAAUACGACAUCCUCCGGCGGGGGCUCUAAUAGCGAGAACCACUCGUCGGGCAACAAGAAUACGACGCUGGCUAUGAUUAUUCUCUACGUUAUAACGGGCCUCGUAUCCGCCCUGUUCUGCGCAGUCAUUGUGUCUGGGGCUAUUCGCGCUGUCCGCCACCCGGAGCGCUACGGUCCUCGGGGAAUGAUGCACCGCGGCGGCGUGCCAGGAGAGUACGGCCCUCAGAGUCGCGCGAAGGGUAUCACUCGCGCCAUCUUGGACACAUUCCCCCUGGUGCACUACCGCCGCCCCGCAGACGCGCCGCCCAAAGACGUAGAGGAAGACGGCGAAUCGCGCAUGUGGCAGAUGCGGGACAUGCCCUCGCCGUCUAGCCACUCCGGGGCGGGCGGAAUGGGCGGCGCCGCUGCCGCUCAAGCUCCGAGCGAGGCGGGCAGCGAUGCCCACGAUGCGUCGCGCAGGCGGUCUGGCAGCAUGACGCAAGACUUGGCGGACCAGUGUGACACGGCAUUCACGAGCGGGCAGGACAGUGCGAGGAGCGAGAGUGGUCCCUCUACAUCAGGCCCUGCGCCGCAAUCUGCUGGUGCAGAGAUCAGCCCGGAUGCUAUGGGCACGGAGACGUGUCCUAUCUGUAUCGUCGACUUUGAGGAGGGAGAUGACUUACGCGUUCUACCCUGUGCGGGCAGGCAUCAGUUCCAUCAGCGAUGUGUGGAUCCCUGGCUGUUGCAGCUUUCGUCCUCCUGCCCCAUCUGCCGUCAAGAUUUCCUUGCCCUGGAGAAUAUGCUGGCCCAGGGCCCUGACGAGGAUGGAGAGCCUGGGCAGCCUUCAAUGCACUCGCGCCCGGAACCCACUACGUCCACUUCUCACAGCCGCUUCUCUCGCUACCUGCGCUUCGCACGUAGGCGCAGGCAUGAGGCAAACGAGCAGGGGCCUCCGCCGCCUCCCCCACCGCCCAUGGUUGUCCCGCUCUAG
Messenger RNA from Schizophyllum commune H4-8, 1599 nucleotides. RefSeq lists its product as uncharacterized. The transcript has 7 exons. Bases 1 to 1599 code for a protein of 532 amino acids. The record is from RefSeq and is a predicted model, not a curated record. NCBI's taxonomy places the organism in Eukaryota, Fungi, Basidiomycota, Agaricomycetes, Agaricales, Schizophyllaceae.